AUGUCUGAUCAACCUUCCCUUCAAGAAGUCGUUUUUCAGGUUGAUUUGUGGUUGAUUACGAACUAUGCUAGCACUGCAAUAACUGCUCUUUGGCUCCUAGACUACGUUCAGACCCUACACAUGGAAAUAGGAACUAUUUGGCGCAGAAGGUUGACCGCAACCACGGUCUUAUUCCUCAUGAAUAGGUAUAUCUUCGUCGGUUACUUGGUAUCUAUGGUUCUGUCAAGCCUUCCUGGUUCUUCCACCGAUGAUGAGUGCAAUGCAAUAUUGAUUGUAUUAUUCCUCUGCGACGUCCUGGCGAUCUGCACCACCUCUGCCCUUUUCUCUCUCAGAGUGUAUGCUAUAUACGAACGAGAUUCCCGUGUUCUUUACGCAGCAGGUCUCUUUAUAUCCGCGAGGGUGACAUUGGCUGUAUUGAGCGUGCAUUUGGAUGAUCGCGCAUCUACGAAAGGGUCUCAGUACGAAACAUUCUCUCGAUGCCUGAUCCACAUCGUCUCCCACGUUCAACUACAUUCUAAGUUCAAACUCGGAGACAACUUCGUUGCCCUCGCCUUUGACGCUUCGAUCUUCGUCCUGACACUACGGAAGACGUAUGGCCAUGCAAUGCGAAUGCGUCGCUCCAAUCAAGUGAGCAUUGCAGAGAUACUUCUCCGUGAUGGCGUUUUAUAUUUCAUGAUCAUGUUUAUGAUCGGUAGCUUGAAUGCAGCCAUAAACAUCAUUUCGACCGUCACCGAUGGCGAGCUGUCGUCUCAAACUUCAAACUUCAUCGGGAUGAUUGCACCAUUUAUCUCAGUGCUGCCUAACGUCCUGGUCUCUCGUCUUGUACUCAACCUAAGAACAUUCGAUGAAGAUGGACCCGUCGGUCCCCGUUCGUCUCAUUUUCGGCGUGCUGGACGCAGAUACGAUGAAGAUCACCUUACCGAGCCGACCUUUGCACAGAACAGGUUCCUUGGAAAUAUCGGGGCCCCUCUUCGCGUCGCUGACGGUGCUGAUCUUGACGAACUUGUCGCUGAACCACAACUGGACCAAGAGUCCGGGACUGCCGAUAUCCAAGAAACAAAUCCGGUGCCGCUUAUGCCUUCGAAAGGCCAUCGACGCAGUAUGCCGUCCGCGAGCUCCAUGGAGCCUCUCCUCUUUGAACCGUUCGUAUGGGAUGGUCCUCCGCCACUUGCUCGGCCUGCUCCGAGUCAUGAGCCCGCCUAUGGCUCUAGUUAUCCUGACUUCUGAUAUUCUUCUGACCCGGUACCGAAUUGCGGGAGCCGUGGCGGCGAGGUGCGAUGGUGAAGGUUUUUGUUGUCGAAUAUCAGAAGUCACAGAACGAUAGCGUAUCGAGAAUGGUCCGACCCACACUGCUACAAAUCGAAACAAUAUUU
Molecule: messenger RNA, 1373 nt
Organism: Stereum hirsutum FP-91666 SS1
Lineage: Eukaryota; Fungi; Basidiomycota; Agaricomycetes; Russulales; Stereaceae
Exons: 13
Coding region: 1-1227 (408 amino acids)
Source: RefSeq, a predicted model, not a curated record